Lethenteron reissneri (Far Eastern brook lamprey) is the source of this 6744-nucleotide messenger RNA. It is a transcript of the gene HMGXB3, whose product is annotated as HMG-box containing 3. The record is from RefSeq and is a predicted model, not a curated record. NCBI's taxonomy places the organism in Eukaryota, Metazoa, Chordata, Hyperoartia, Petromyzontiformes, Petromyzontidae.
UGAAAAUAAAUAAAUUAAAUCAAGAAAUGUUUUUUGCUGUGGCUGUCCUACCUGAUGACAGAGGCUUGUGUUGCUUUCGAAACGUCGUGAUGAAAUUUUGUUUUAAUUUUUUUUAUAUUUUAGAAUUUUUCACCUACGUGACUUUACCGAAAAAACCAAGAGCAUGGAUCCCCGCAGUCACGAAAACUUCAAAUCUAAAACUUUUAUGGUUGACAUUGGGCGCGAUAGUCUACGUGUCAAACUGCAUGUUUUAAACAAGGCUAACAACACUCCGUUAACUAAACUACUUUUUGCUAAUUGUUUUUUACCCUUUUAUCUGGCAACAAAACUGACACCUUUUUUACAAGGAGUCAUGUUUGCAUAGACCACAAUAUCUGCAGUCAUAAUGCAAACAACAAACAUAACUGAUAAUGUAUGCACUGUCCUUGAAGUUGAUUGGUCCACACCCGAGACAGCUUUCCUUAGAGCCUAGUCUCACAUGUGACAUCUGGUGUGAAUUCUUGAUGAUGACGACGAUGACGAUAACAAUGAGGACGACGAUGACGACGAUGAGGAUGAUGACGAUGAUGACGACAAUGACGACGAUGACGACGACGAUGACGUCAUCAUCAUCGUCGUCGACGAUAACGACGACGAUGAUGACGAUGACCAUGACGACGAUGACGUCAUCAUCAUCAUCCUCGCCAACGAUGACGAUAACGAUGACGAUGACCAUGACGAUAACGAUGACGAUGACCAUGACGAUAACGAUAACGACGACGACGAUGACCAUGACGAUAACCGUCAUGGUCAUGGUCAUCGUCACGAUGACCAUGACGAUGACCAUGACGAUGACCAUGACGAUAACGACGAUGAUAACGACGAUGAAGACGAUGAUAAUCUCCCAACGCGUUGCACGAGUCGAGUCCCAAGCUGCUGCACUUUCCUCGCCCCGUCCCUAUUGCAGGACCGAGUCAUGAGCCGGUGAGGCUGUCGCCAUGGAGACGGACGACAUCACCUUCGUGACGGAGGAGGUGGAGAGCGGUUACCACGGUUACGCGGAGACCCCCGGCGGCGUGGAUGUGGGGGGCGCCCCCCCCGCCGGGGCCUCCCCCUCCCCGGGGGCCGGGGGGGAGGGGGAGGGGGGGGAGGAGGUCCACAGGAAACGGCGACCUCGGGGCCACGGCGACCCCGACAGGAAGGGAAAGAGACCCCGGCCGGCGUACCUGCAUUACUACACGGAGGCUCACGCUCGAGUCCGCCGCCUGCACCCGGAGCUGCCGCGCUCGGAGAUCAACCGGCGCGUGAGCGAGGGCUGGCGCCGGCUGGCGGUGGGGGAGCGCGACGUGUACCUGCAGCGCGCGCACGCCGAGAGGGCGCGUGCCUCCACGCCCGCCACCGCGGGGGGGGCCCUGUCCGUGUCCGCGGCCCCCUCCCCCGAGCCCCCCACAUCCUCGCCCCUCCCUGGCUUCCGCCGCAUCCUCCCGCGAUCCGUCUACCUCGUCAUCCCGGCGGCGGCGGGAGGGGGGGGCAAGGGGGGUUGGCGCGGGGGCCCCGGGGACAGCGGGAGGGGCGGUGCGGUGGCCGGGGGUCAGGUGCCCGCGUGGGAGGAGGCGGCGGUCGGAGCCGUGGUGGAGGCCGACGCUGCUACCCAGAGUGCCGUGCAGAGCGUCCUGGUGUCACCGCCGGGGAGCGGCUCGGAGAGGGGCCUCGGCACCACCCCAUCCUCCACCGCGGAGGGGGGGGGCCCCCCACGCCGGCCGGAGCGGGGUCUGGAGGUGGUCGUCAUGGAGACGCUGCCCCCACCGCCCCCUCCCCACGAGGGGGGCGGCACGGAGGGGGCCGUCGCCCCCGUCCACGUGCCGGGGUUUGCCGGCACGCACAGCGCACCGCCGGUGGAGGAGUCCAGGGCCCAGUUCAUCCUGGUGCCCAUGAGCAGCGCCGCUCAGGACGGCCACACGCCCGCCAAGGCCACGGGGAAGUCGACGUACACGCGGCGAGGCCGUGGAAGCUGCCCCGGCGCGGGCUGCUGCUUCGGCUACGUCACGCGGCACAAGCCGCCCGUGUGCCCGCACUGCGGCACGUGGCUCGGGGGCAAGUGGGUGCCGAGGGCCGGCGCCCGCAGGGUCCCCGCGGCCGCGGCGGCGGCGGCCGCCCCCCCCGGCGGCGGCGGGGGAGGAGGCGGCAAGGGCGGAGCGGAGCUUGCGGUCGCGAAGCGCCUGUGUUUAGGAAGCCUGCCCGUGACCGCCGUGUUUGACGUCUCCAUGCAGCUGCACGGAGCCGAGGCUUCCUCGGGGGGCGGCGAAACCGGACCCCCGACCCCCGCCGGUUCGGCAGAACACAACCAGGCCGCCGCCGCUGCCGCCGGGCUGAUGGUCGCCACGGUGACGGGAGCCGAGGGAGCGGCGCUGCACCAGGGGCCUCCGGCGUCGCCGCCGCCCGACGGGAUGAGUAACGGCAAAGACCCGGGCGCCCCCACCUCUCGCCCCCCGAUCCUCCCGGCCGCAGUGCACGCUGGGAAGGGUUCAGCCGAGGUCGCGCGGGUGCCGCCCGUUCUUCCGCCGGGGCCGAGGGUCAGCCCGGCCGGCGGCGGCCGCGUGGCGUUGAGGCCGAUCGCCAAGGAGCCCUCGGCCAGAAAUCACCGCAGGCACUUCUCCGCGUCGUCGCCCAGGCCAGUACAGCUCAUCGCAGGAACACCACCAGUCCGUGGAAUGUUUGACAACUUCGCAAUACAGCUCCCGCUGGGGGCCUCCGUCCCCGGGCCGACCGUGGCCCUGCAGCCGGCGCCGCCGCCCCCGGCCGCCCCCCCGGCGGGACCCCUCUGCGCCCCGUCGGGGCCCGUCCAGCGGGUGUCUCCGCGGCCCCUCCGAGCCAUCCUGCCCGCCGUGGCCACCUCGGUGCCCGCCGCCACGGCCGCCCCCGUGCCCGCCGCCACGCCCGGUCCCGCCGCCACUUCCUCCUCCUCCACCUCGUCCGCCCCGUCCACCGCCCCGUCCGCCGCCGGAGUCACCUUCGUCCAGUUCAUCGCCGUCCCCGGCCCCCGCUGCUCCGCCGAGGGGGGGGUUCUGGUGGGGGGCGGCGGGGGUGGGGGGGGUGGGGGGGGCCGCCCGGGAGAGACGCCCCCCACGGCGGGGGCGGGGGGCUCCGCCCCCCUCGCGGCCACCCUGCUCUCCCUGCCCCAGCAGCAGCAGCAGCAUCAGGUCGCCGCUGCGUUGGCAGCUCAGCCGACCCCACCGCAGGCGGGGCUCAAAGCCAGCACCCUGAAGCAGCUGGGGCAGGCGGGGACUGGUGGGGAGGGCGCGCAGGUGGAGGAGGGCGACUUUGGCAGCCUCGUCCAAGCGCACCAUCGCUUGCAUCACCCCUUCCAGGAACUGGGCCUGGCCACCUCGCGGGGCAAGGGUCGCUGCAAGAGUCCCGGCUGCGGCUUCGUCUACAUGAACCGCCACAAGCCACUCGCCUGCCCCAAGUGCGGCGCCGCCCUGCGCUCGCAGUCUCGACGGGCCCUCCGCUCGCAGGCCCAGCCCUGCUACGACGAGGUGCUGGAGGCCGUUGCCCGCGCCGACGAGGUGGCCCUGGCCGACGACGCGGAGCCCACGGGCGACGAGGAGGACCGCGGGGACGCGGUCGCCGUGACGAUGAUGAUGACCUCCGAGGGGGCGGGGGAGGAGGGACCGCCGGAAGCGGGGGAGGCGGCCGCGGCGGCCGCGGGGCCCGGCGCGCGACCCCUGGCCGACCCCGGCCGCCCCCUCACAGCGCAGCAGUGCGAGGCGCAGCGCCGCAGCACCGUCGUGCUGCUGCGGCGCUCGCUGCACAUCCCCGAGUCGGAGGCGGAGCUGGCGCCCGCUCUGGCACGCGUGGCGCUCAGAGACGCAGCGACCUCCCGGGCCGAGGCCGCCUCGUGCGCGGUGGUGGAGGGGGCGAAAGAGGCGGGUGAGGAGGAGGAGGAGGAGGGGGGGGGCCUGGUUCGCCACCGUGCCCGUGGGGAGGGGCCGGGCUGGGCCCGCGGCUACGGCCCCUCCGCUCACCUGUGCCAGCUGUGUGGCACCUGGCUCGCCAGCGUGGACAGGGCCACGCUGGGUCUGGACGAGGACUGCUGGCUGCUGUCGUCCCGCCACUUCCUGCGUGUGACCGCCGCGGUGAAGAUGUGCCUCGAGCCGUCCUGCCUCGCUCUGCACGGCUUCUGUGACAUCAACUCUGGGCUGUUUAACGUGGGCAACCGGCUGCUCGUGACCCUUGACCUCUUGCUGCACAUGCGCCAGCGCGUGCGUGACGGAGACAACCCCAGCGACACAGCCCAGGAGAUCGUGGACGCCGCCGGCGGCGGGUCGGGCCGCGUGGGGCCCCCGGGGGCCGAGCGCCCCCCCCCCGCGGCGCUGUGCGAGCUGCUGGCCUGCGGCUACUGGGCCUUCGAGAGCCUCACGGCGCGCGACUACAACGACAUGAUCUGCGGCGUGUGCGGCGUCGCCCCGCGCCUCGAGCUGGCGCAGCGCGGGGCCCACGGCCUCCUGGACCUCGACAAGCUGGAGGUGGUGUGGCCCAGCGAGGAGGGGGAGCCCAACGAGGUGGGCGGCGAGGAGGUGAGUGCCGACGACUUCUGGUCGCUCGUGGAGACGGAGGCCCUGGAGGCCGCCGCCUUCCCCGGCGCCGUGGCCCUGCGGCUGGAGGCCGCGGCCGUCGCGCCGUUCAUCCCUCCGCUCAUGCGCGGGGCGCUCACCAUCAACACAGAGAGGGACAAGGUGGAGCGGGGCCCCGUCAGCGGCUGUGCGGAGUCGCUGAUGCGCCUGGUGCUGGCCGGGGAGCUGGACGUCGCCGCCCUCCACAGCAGCAGCCCACGCGAGCAGCUGGAGGACGCCUGCCAGCGCUGCGGCCUGCCCUGCAGCGCCGCACUCUCGCGGGAGGAGCUGUGCGUGUCGCUCGUAUGUCUCUACGCCUCGGUUCUGGACGGCGGUCGCCCUCCCGGCUCCGAGACGCUGGCGCGGCCGUCGCACACGGGCGGCAAGAUCUACAAGAUGUGUCCUCACCAGGUGAUCAGCGCAUCCAAGUACCUGCUGCGUGCGGAGCGAGCCCGCGACCACGUGGACCUCCUCGCGUCGUGCCUGCACUGGCCGCCCGUCUACGUGAGCGACCUGGCGCGCGACGUCGCCCUCAACGUCGAGGCGCGCUACCCGGCCCUGGCCGCCCAGCUCUGGGGGCUCACGCAGGGCUGCUUCAGCGACCCCUUCGCUCCCCCGCAGCUGGUCUCGUGCCCCGAGCUCCAGGAGCAGUGCCUCGCCGAAGAUGACCCCUCGCCAGAGGGCAGCCUGGUGCAUCCGGUCACCCGCUCCACUCGCCGCUGGGUGGCGCAGGCUCCUCCGCCGACCGCAACAACAACCGCCGGCGACGGCGGGGACGACGCCGGCGACGCCGACGCCUGCACCGGCGGCGGGCACCAGCCGCACCGCUCGCUGUCGGCGUGCCGGGAGCUGCAGCCGUACGCCGCGGCGCUGAGCGGCCCGGACGUGUCCCCCGCCGCCCGUCGCCGCUCGCGGGCGGCGCGCUUCUCGUCGGCGGCGCACUACUUCCUCUUCGGCCGCCUCUGCGACUUCCUGACGAGCCGCGAGGUGGUGGCCCACCAGAUCGGCGCGCUGCUCGCCGCCUGCCAGCCGGGACAGGUGCUCAUCCGGGACUCGCUCUACCGCCUCGGCGUGGCGCAGCUGGAGGGGGACGUCGAUGAAGGGGCGGAGGAGGAGGAGGCGGAGGAGGCGGAGGGAGAGGACGUCACGGGAGGAGACGGAGCGGCCGGGGACGAUCCGGAGGGAGCGGGCGCGAGGGACCAGGGCGGCGGCGACGACGGAGAGGCGGCCACGGACGGGCACGGGGAGGCAGCGGCGUCGCCGGAGGGCACCGCCGGGGAAGUCGUCGCCGCCACCGGCGACGGUGGUGGGGGGGGGGCGGGGUGAGAGUGGAGUCGGUGGACGCCGGGAGGACUGAGCACGGGGAGGGACGAGAGUGGAGGGGUGCCGAGCGAGGGCACAUAGAGGGGGCACGUGGCGAUGCGGGACACGUGGCGAUGCGGGACACGUGCCGAUGCGGGACACGUGGCGCGGGACACUGUACACGUGACACGUGACACGGCUGACGCACGCAACGGCAGCAAAUUGUCUGGAAUCACCGCCGGGGGGUGGGGGAGCCGACCGUAGUCCGUGCCGCCGAGAGCCGACGGCUGCCACGCGUGCACCGUGGCUGGCGCGUGUGUGUGCAGCAGCAGGAGAAGAAGCCGGCUUGUGUGUGUGUGUGGAGCGGGAGUAGUCGGCCUUGUGCAGCAGCCAAUAAAUGGCAGGGCGGCCCCCCCCCGUGCUCCACCCGCAUCUCGUUUGGUUCCUACCCCCCCCAAUCCAACCCCCCGUCGCGCUCCUCUGUGUCCCCCGUUCGCCUCUCUCCGCCGUGCCCCCAACUUUAGUUUGUUCCUAUCGCCCCCCCCCUUACCCCCUCCGCCCCCUACCCCCCGCCCCUACCCCCCCUCGCCCCCUCCUUCUUUCUCCGAGGCUCUUGGUGGGGGUGUAGCGGCGCUGCCUUGCGCCGCCAGCGCCCUCGGGGUCCACGACCAGCGGGAGCAAGCGGCCACCACCGGGCCCGACACGUGGUGAUAGCCUAACCAGCCCAGCCAGCCACUCACUCACCCACUCACCCAGCCGCCCAGCCACCCAGCCACCAACCCACUCACCCACUCACCCACUCACCCAGCCGCCCAGCCACCCAGCCACCCACUCACUCACUCACCCAGCC